AUGGAGUCAUCAAACCAACCAAGACUGUCAGAUUAUGCAGAUCAGGAUGUUAAUCCUGUUUUUCUUCAGCAACUCCAGGACAUGGGUAUUCCAGAAGAGGAAGCUAAACAGGCGCUCCUGCGAACAAUGAAUGUUUCUGCUGAUGAGGCGAUCAACUACUACUUCAACAAACUGAAGAACGAGGAGGAAGAUGAGGAUCUCAUGUACAAAAUGGUGUUUGUGGUCAACAUAGACCUUGCUAUGGGGGUUGGAAAGGUCGCUGCUCAAGUUGGACAUGCUGCUGUUGCUUUGUACCAGACUCUGCAGGAGAACAACGGCUGGAGAGAGAUGGCCAGGAAGUGGGACCACAGUGGGGCCAAGAAAAUUGUACUGCGGGGUACCGAUGUGGCCCAUCUUUUAGAGCUGCAGGCCCAUGCCAUGAGCCUUUGUCUGCCCACUUACUUGGUCCAGGAUGCUGGACUUACACAGGUGGCCUCUGGUUCCUAUACUGUUCUGGCUAUCAUGGGUGAGGAUAAUAUGGUGAACAUUGUCACUGGGCGUCUGAAGCUGCUCUGA
Molecule: messenger RNA, 555 nt
Organism: Nerophis lumbriciformis (worm pipefish)
Lineage: Eukaryota; Metazoa; Chordata; Actinopteri; Syngnathiformes; Syngnathidae
Source: RefSeq, a predicted model, not a curated record